Talaromyces rugulosus is the source of this 1074-nucleotide messenger RNA. RefSeq lists its product as uncharacterized. The annotation marks the transcript as partial. The transcript is spliced from 3 exons. NCBI's taxonomy places the organism in Eukaryota, Fungi, Ascomycota, Eurotiomycetes, Eurotiales, Trichocomaceae. The record is from RefSeq and is a predicted model, not a curated record. Gene Ontology annotation, molecular function: oxidoreductase activity, acting on the CH-OH group of donors, NAD or NADP as acceptor; magnesium ion binding; NAD binding.
AUGGCUGUCAACAAUAAAACAUAUCACAUUGCCUCCAUACCAGGGGACGGGAUAGGAGUGGAGGUCACUGAACAAGCAAUCCGAGUCUUAAAGAGAAUCGAAGAACUAUUUGGCACCUUCACUCUGCAAUUCAAGCACUUCGACUGGAGUUCAGAAAAAUAUCGACAAACGGGAGAAUAUAUACCUGCUGGCGGUCUUGAGGCACUGAAAAGCUACGAUGCUAUACUUUUUGGUGCGGUGGGUUCACCAGAUGUUCCUGAUCAUAUAUCGUUAUGGGGUCUUAUUCUUCCUAUCCGCAAGCUGCUGGGUCAAUACGUCAACGUCCGCCCGAUUCGUGUCCUACCAAGCCUUUCAUCGCCACUCAAACAAUGCGGCGCUGAUGACCUUGAUUGGGUAAUAGUCCGCGAGAACAGCGAAGGGGAAUAUGCCGGACAGGGAGGCAUAACACAUGAAGAUACCGAAGAUACCAUUGCAAACGAAGUUGCCGUAUUUACCAAACGCGGAAUUGAGCGUACAAUGAGAUUUGCCUUUGAAACGGCCGCAUCUCGGCCACGAAAGAAAUUGACCAUGGUCACAAAGAGUAAUGCACAGCGAUAUGGCAUGGUCCUAUGGGACACGGUUUUCAGCCAGCUCGCUACAGAAUACCCGCAGGUGGAAACAGACAAAAUGCUCGUUGACGCGAUGACGGUUCGCAUGGUAUUGAAACCUCAAACCUUGGACACAAUUGUCGCCACCAACUUACACGGAGACAUUCUCUCUGACCUGGCUGCCGCACUCGCUGGAAGUAUUGGAGUCGCCGCGUCGAGCAAUUUGAAUCCAACGAGGCGAUUUCCGAGUAUGUUUGAGCCCAUCCACGGAAGCGCUCCCGAUAUUACGGGACUGGGCAUUGCGAAUCCUGUGGGAACUUUUUGGUCCGCGGCCGAAAUGCUUCGAUGGCUAGGUGAGCCACAAGCAGCAGAUUCUUUAAUGAAGGCUAUCGAACGCGUGUCGGCUGCUGGGAUAAAGACAAAAGAUAUUCAGGGCACAGCAAGUACUUUGGAGGUUACGGACGCAAUAAUCAGCGAGCUAGAGCAG